AUGGUGCGCCUUUGCCCUGGUCUGUCCAUGGUCACCGGUGCUUACCUAGUGCUUGGGUACCACAGAUACUUGGUCUUGGUACCUGUUGUUGGUGUGGUUGCUCAUGUUCUGCCUAGUUGGCCCAGCUGGGCACUGCUGUGCCUCAUCUCGUCGAGUCCAAGUAAUAAAACCAUCCUCCCCGUUCGUGUGUUUCUACCCUUUUACCUCGUUCCUCACCUCUUCUUAUUUUGCUUCCCCACGAGCUUCUACCUCUUGCCUUUUCUUAGCUUACCUGCCAGUCCCUCGUUAAUCGGCAUAGCUUUUCAUUAUUUCCACACUCUCACUCCUCCUCAAGCCACUUCCAGCUUCCAGCUCCUUUAA
Messenger RNA from Colletotrichum costaricense, 360 nucleotides. RefSeq lists its product as uncharacterized. The transcript has a single exon. The record is from RefSeq and is a predicted model, not a curated record. NCBI's taxonomy places the organism in Eukaryota, Fungi, Ascomycota, Sordariomycetes, Glomerellales, Glomerellaceae. Bases 1 to 360 code for a protein of 119 amino acids.